GAAACGUGCCGCGAGCUUUAAUCUUUAUCUUCACGAUAAAGUUCUGUCCGUAUAAAACAGAAUGCCAUUUGAAAGACUUUGGAACUUCUUUAAACGUCACAGGAGGAAAAUCCUCUAUAGCGGGGUACUGAUCGGAGGCACCUACCUGACUUUCCAGUAUUUCAAGAAGAAGCUCCAUGAGUUCCAGGAGAAGGAAGCAGCAGAGUGCAUCGAUCUGGCGAGGCGCCAGCAUCAUUUUGACAGCAAUCAGAGAACGUGCAAUAUGACUGUGCUGUCAAUGUUGCCAAAUCUACGAGAGUCUCUGAGACGCUCCAUGGAUACAGAAAAGAUCAAGGCCAGCAUAGAAUCACAGACGGGUAAUAAGUUGGAUCUGUGGGAGGAACUCAAAGUCAUGUCAUUUUCCCGCAGUAUUACAGCUGCGUACAGCUCCUCCAUUCUGGUUGUAUUGUUACGAGUCCAGCUCAACAUCAUGGGAGGCUACUUGUACCUGGAUAACUUUCUACACAGAGUUGACCAGGUGGAGUCAGAUGUCCGCGUGUUAAUACCCUCCAUCACACAGGAGAAAUACCUGUCUCUGAUACAGUUCUUCAUCACAAAAGGUGUGGAUGAACUCAGUAUGGCCGUGCAUGCUGCGGUCAAGUCUACAGUUGGCAGCGUGUCUCUGAAGGAGAAACUUUCCCUGGGUGAUGUCCAAAACUACUUAGAGAAAAUUCGAAUGAAACUGGAGUGUGGUGUUGUUCAGGGUUCAAGUACCAUCCCCACCUCCCCACUUUGUCACUUCAUGCUGCCCCCAGAACAAGUACAGGACUUUAGUGCAGACAGCCUGCCAGAAGAAGUUGUGUAUGAAGAACUGUUAGCACAGACCAGGGAUAUGAUUGACAGUGAAGAUUUCCAUUCAGUGUUACAAGUGUGCGUGAACAAGGCCUUUGCUCGUUUCAUGGACUUUCUAAUGGAGGGCUAUCGAGCGUUUCUGUCCACAGUCACUGGAGAAGCAUCAGGGUCCAAAAGUAUCCACGACAACAAAGUUCCCUUGGCUAAGCUGAUCCCCGUGGUCAAUGGGAUAAUGGUCAGGCUGUGUGGGGAUUCCCCUAAUCCAUUCAUACAGGAGUUGCUGGUAAUGGAGCCACUAAGGGACCUGGCAGCCAAUGUCUACGAAGCUUUCAGUCAACAGGAUGAGAGUUGUCACAGGCUGGGACUCACUCGCUGAUUUGAUCAAUCUGUUGUCGUGACAACACAUGUAAAUGGAGCUGAGAAAUAUUUUAUUACAUCUUAUUGGGGAAAUCCGCUACUAUAACAACAGAUUUGAUUGGCACUGUGGCAUUUACUUAUACAACACAUGAUUGGAGAAUUGCUGUUAUAACAAGACAUUUUGAAUGUUACAUCUGAUUGGAGAAAUCUUCUAAUGUGACAACAGAUUUGAUUGGUGCUGUAGCAACACAUCCAGUAUGCAGGUACAUGUUAGAUUUUGUUGUAUUUUAUUUGAAUGGACCAAUGGAACAGAGGUCCAAUAAAAAACAUACUUUUGGUCGGAUCAUGAUUUUCUGGAUGGUAUUGUCUUAAUUAUUAAAAAACUUUUAACUGGAGGAAUCCUCAACUGUCCUGACCAAUGAAUGCGCAAUUCCCUGAUCGUAGUGAAUAGGAUGUUUGAUGAUACCAGAUAUGCAAGAUUUUGAAUUUCCUAAAUUUGGUGGCAAAAAAAAUCCCACUGCAAAAAGAAAUCACCACACUAUUGUUAAACCCUUACUAUUGUCUUACUGGCAAUUAUUUUGUAUGGAUACAGGAAAUAUUGUUAUUAGUAUCUUUCCAAAGCAUACUGGGAAAUUAAUAUCUGGCAUGUUUGGUAUAUAAACUUAUCCUAUGUUAGUUUCUAAGGGAAAGAAGUUCUUGAGGGUUUAAUACUAGGUUCAGAAUGAACUGAAUAUCUCUAAACAUUAUCUAUGGUGCUAUUAUUGGAGAGGUCAGAUACAUAAUACUGUAUUUU
Messenger RNA from Liolophura sinensis, 1981 nucleotides. Its product is annotated as peroxisomal biogenesis factor 3-like. Gene Ontology annotation, molecular function: protein-macromolecule adaptor activity. The record is from RefSeq and is a predicted model, not a curated record. Gene Ontology annotation, biological process: protein import into peroxisome membrane. Lineage: Eukaryota; Metazoa; Mollusca; Polyplacophora; Chitonida; Chitonidae. Gene Ontology annotation, cellular component: peroxisomal membrane. Bases 62 to 1207 code for a protein of 381 amino acids. The transcript is spliced from 13 exons.